AUGUCUCAGACAAAGAGUCAUGAUGCGGUGAAUGCCGUCAUGAAUACGACCACGGGCUUGGCCCUUGAGGAGAUCAUGCAUCAUCCACCUGAUAGGAAUGACGAUGGUGCUGGAGCACCGAGGCGAGGACGAAGAGGGUAUAAGAAGGCCAUCUGUCUCCCUUUGCUUCACGACUCCUACUUUCCUGCCCUCAUCACGCUCACAUCACAACACUAUCCCAACCACAACAGCACGAAUCAAAAGCCCAAGCUCAAAAUGCACACCACCACCACCCUCCUCCCCUUCCUCGCCGUCCUGGCACCUCUCGCCACCGCCGUCGGCAACGCCGUCGUCACAAACAACUGCCCCGGCCCCGUCUACCUAUGGUCCGUCGGCGGCUCCGUCGGCCCCAAGCAGACCAUCCUGCCUGGCGCAAGCUACGCAGAGCCCCUGCACCACGACGACGCGUCCGGCGGCGUCUCGCUGAAGGUCACCCGCACAGACAACGGGUUGUACGACGGCAGCGCGCAGCUGAACUUUGCGUACACGCUCGACGGCAACACUGUCUGGUACGACCUGAGCGAUGUCUUCGGCGACCCGUUCUCCGGCAGUGUGGUCAAGGUGAAGCCCGUCGAGGGGGCGUGUUCGGCUAUCUGCUGGCCCAACGGGGUGUCGCCUGGUGGUAGCCAGGUGAAGAACUGUGGGGCAGCAAAGGAUUUGAAUUUGACGCUUUGUGCGGCGAGCUGUUAG
This is a messenger RNA of Aspergillus clavatus NRRL 1, 729 nucleotides long. RefSeq names its product putative BYS1 domain protein. The transcript has a single exon. The record is from RefSeq and is a predicted model, not a curated record. Lineage: Eukaryota; Fungi; Ascomycota; Eurotiomycetes; Eurotiales; Aspergillaceae. The coding region runs from base 1 to 729 and encodes 242 amino acids.